Eublepharis macularius is the source of this 2464-nucleotide messenger RNA. RefSeq names its product RAN binding protein 1 (gene RANBP1). NCBI's taxonomy places the organism in Eukaryota, Metazoa, Chordata, Lepidosauria, Squamata, Eublepharidae. Gene Ontology annotation, cellular component: cytoplasm; centrosome; nuclear pore. The transcript has 6 exons. The record is from RefSeq and is a predicted model, not a curated record. Gene Ontology annotation, biological process: positive regulation of mitotic centrosome separation; nucleocytoplasmic transport. The coding region runs from base 204 to 833 and encodes 209 amino acids. Gene Ontology annotation, molecular function: GTPase activator activity.
GCGGCGAGCCGAGCCGAGCAGAGCUACCGCGCGGGCGGGCGGAGCGAGGGCAGCGCAGCCGGCGAAGAGGCCGCACCGUAAAGCCAGACGAGGGGGCCGAGAGACGGAAGCCGGGCCCAGCCAGCCAGCCCCGGGAACCAACCGCCGCCACCAUAUCCGCCGCCUCAGCAGCAGCGGCGCCAUCUCCUUCUCUAAGCCCCGCCAUGGCCGAGACGAAGGAUGCACAUGAGGAGCAUGACUCCACAACUGACAAUGUAGAUGAUUCCAACCAUGACCCCCAGUUUGAGCCCAUAGUUUCCCUUCCUGAGCAAGAGAUCAAAACUCUUGAAGAAGAUGAGGAAGAACUCUUUAAGAUGCGUGCAAAAUUGUUCCGGUUUGCAUCAGAAAAUGAUCUUCCAGAAUGGAAAGAGCGAGGCACUGGUGAUGUAAAGCUUCUGAAGCACAAAGAGAAGGGGACCGUUCGCCUCUUGAUGAGGAGAGAUAAAACCUUAAAAAUCUGUGCAAAUCAUUACAUUACGCCCUUAAUGGAAUUGAAGCCGAAUGCUGGCAGCGACAGGGCAUGGGUGUGGAAUACACAUGCUGACUUCGCAGAUGAGAGUCCCAAGCCAGAACUUCUGGCAAUUCGGUUUUUAAAUGCAGAAAAUGCCCAGAAAUUCAAGGCAAAAUUUGAAGAAUGUAGGAAUGAGGUUGACAAGAGGGCAAAGAAAGCAGGAACAGACAAAAAUGAUAGCGCUGAUAAAGUUGCUGAGAAAUUAGAAGAACUUUCUGUAAAGGAAGAGAGCAAAGAACCUGAGAAGAAAGAAGUCAAGGAGGAAACUGAAGAAAAGCAAUAAAUCAUCUUGGGCCUUGUAUUUUUUUCUUUUUCUUAACUUUUUUAAUUUUUACAAGGGACUUUAUAAAGAACUGUAUUCCAACAUUCGAAGUUUUUUUCUAAGCUUUUGCCCUUUUUGAAGAGAUCUUCAGAAAAAUUCAUUCCCCAGUCAUGAAAAUGUACUGUGCUAAACUUUCUUUUCCAUAGUGGAAACACUUAUUUAUAGUCAUCCAAGAGAGUAAAUAAAGCUUUGAAAAUGGUUAUCAAAGGACAGAACUGAGUUUUCUAUAUGCUUCAGAUGUGUGACUGCAGUUCUUACAUUUUGGGUUUCUAUUUUUGAGUGCAUAUCUUUAGAUGAAAUGUGGUAUAACUGAUUCUUACCAAUAGGAAAGGUGCGAGUAAUAAAGAUGUUUCUUGUAUGUUGUGUCUGAAACUGUAAUGACUGAAAAAAAAUACUUUUAAUGCUAAGAUUUCCUUGUCAUUAAACCUAGAGUGGCCAGCUAUGUAAACAUUUCUUUGAUUCUCCAUUUAAAAUAACUCUUUGAGGUGUGCUCACUUAAUUUCUUCCUGUUCUUUUUAAGAAUCCUAGUGCAUACUGUUAGCUACACAGUAUUUGCUCUUACCGUUCAGACAUGCAAGACAGAAUAUCUCUGGACCUUUCUAUUAGAACAGGGAAAAUACCUCAGUCAUUCUUCCCUUUAAAAGACUCCUGCCAGUGUAUUUGAUAGCAGUGGAUUUGAAGGUUGAAAGGAUCGUGUCUGUCUGUCUGUCUCUCUUCAGAUACCCCAUCCUUGAAAAGCCACCAUAAGCAGCAGCUUAUAUUGUCAAAGAGAGAGGUGAUGCUCAAACUAAUUUCAAAAUAAAUUAAACUUAAUCAUUAUUGUUGGCUUGACUUAGUUUUUGAAACAACAACAUACUCAUUUUUUUGCAGAAAAAGGUGGAUACAGCAUGCUGAGUUUUCAUGUGCCUUUAUCAGUCCUUUGCGAAUGGCAAAGCCUUCGCUUCAGGCCUUAAAACGUGUUGUCUCCGGACACAUUUCCCCCACUGUAUCUGUGGCAGAUCCUUCCUCCUCUCUGCAACCUUGAUUGUUCAUGCCUGUUCCACAUUCUUUGGGUACUUCUCAGUUGUAAUUUGCUGAUGCGAAACUGCUGCUUAAGUCAAUGAGGGAUCACUUUUUGCGCAUGAAUCUUGAGACUCACUUGUAAAGAAUGAAGGGGAGUUAUAAUACUAGGCUAUAAUAAACGGGUGGAAGAGUUCUGUGCUUCUAAGGUUUGUUUUAUAAAAUUAAGAACUUGGCUGUAUUUGAACUUGACAUAUCUUCUGUCCAUCAGUUGUGUGUGAUCAUCAGUUUCAGUCGUUUGUGGUCAAAUUUUGUUUCAGAACUGAAGCCAUAUUGCUUGCCAUAUUUGAGUGGGUUUUCUAGAAUUAUAAAUGUUUAAACUUCUCUAUGAAAAAAGUAACCAGACUAUAAUCAAUGAGAUAUCAUAAUUAGGAAUGCAAAAUCCUUUCUAAAUUGGAAACCAUCAUUCUUGAAAUUCAGUUACUAUGACCUGAAGAAGUUAACUUGCCUUUAUUGCAUCUGUAUUGUUUACAUUGCUGGAUUUGUUCAUUAUACGUAUAUGAAUGCAUUAAAUUUUUAUUGCUAUAGAAAUA